AUGAAGUUCUCUACGACAGCCUCGCUGGCCUUCCUCCCAGCACUGCUUCAAGCCGCCGUUGUCCCACGACAAAGUCAAGGAGAUGGAGCACAAGGAGACGCAGAUGCCACUCAAGGCGAUCUCGCAGCUCGCCCUCCUCCACGAUUCCCUUUCCCAGUUACCACAUUUCCAGUCACAACCGAGACGGUCGUUCUCCAAGACGCCAUGUACAUCAUGCCCGGCCAGAUCUUUGACGGCGGCAUGAAGAGAUAUGAACGUCCCAAGGGAAGCUGUAAUGAGCAGGCUGAAGGUACGGAUGCAGAUGCAGUCUUCAAUCUGCUACCAGGAAGCACAAUUAGGAACGUGAUCAUCGGUAAACACCAGUCGGAAGGAAUCCAUGCUUUGGGUGACGCUUGGGUUGAGAAUGUUUGGUGGGAAGACGUCUGCGAAGACGCACUUACAUCCAAGGGAUUGAAUACCCAGCUGCGCGUCAUUGGGGGUGGAGCCAGAAAUGCAACAGACAAGAUCUUCCAAGACAACUCCCUCGGAGGCAAAUACAACAUUACUGGCUUCUAUGCAGAGAACUUCGGAACAUUCUACCAAUCAUGUGGCAACUGCUUGAACCAAGCCAAGCGCAAUGCUACCAUUCAAAACAUCGUUGCUGUGUACGGGAACCGCAUGGGCAUAAUCAACCCCAACUACGGUGACGAGAUCCGAAUCGUCAAUGCUCAAAUCUCCAACGUGACAGUCAUGGUGGACAAGGAAAUCGCAAACAACGUUCAGACAGUCCCAUACACGAUCGGCACGGGCCCAGAUCAAAAGUACGCCUUGUAUAACUUGACGAGAGAUCAUAUCGUGCCGUUUGAUGGGAAGGUCACCAACCAGUAUGUGCCAGAGCAGCCAUAUGAGUGGUUGGCUACCGCAUGGCCUGAGGGAUACUAG
Messenger RNA from Cadophora gregata, 921 nucleotides. RefSeq lists its product as uncharacterized. The coding region runs from base 1 to 921 and encodes 306 amino acids. Gene Ontology annotation, biological process: pectin catabolic process. The record is from RefSeq and is a predicted model, not a curated record. The transcript is spliced from 4 exons. NCBI's taxonomy places the organism in Eukaryota, Fungi, Ascomycota, Leotiomycetes, Helotiales, Ploettnerulaceae. Gene Ontology annotation, molecular function: pectate lyase activity. Gene Ontology annotation, cellular component: extracellular region.